GCUCUGCGCCGGCUGCACGGACCACACUGUGUCUGUGACAGAGUGUGUGUACAGCAGAGAGGGAGAGCAGUAGAGAGACAAACACAGUGACUGAGUAACUGACUGGGGGGAAACACAGACACUGACCUCGGAGUAGAAUCAUCGCCUUUUUCUCGUGUUUAAAUUUGAAGCAGGAGUAAAGAAGGGACAGAAGGACAGACAACAGGCAGCACACAGGCAGGCAGGUAAAUUAGGUGAACCAGCACAGUCUUCUUUGAUGAUGGAUGACUACACUCUUCCCUUCUGGAUUUACCUGGGCGUUCUGACAGUUUUUGUCGGUGGAGCCAUGAAGAAGAUUUUGGCGUCCCACCUGAGCACUGCCUCCACCCUGGUGGCCUGGCUGGGAGCCACUGUGCUGUUGGAGCGGCUGUGGGUGUUCUGCCUGCCAGCCAUGCUGCUUCUGGCACUGCUCGGCCUCGCGUGCUGCCUCUACUCUGCCGCCAGGACCGGCUCGCCGCCUGCCACCCUGCCCGCCCAAGGCAAGGCCGUCUUGAUCACAGGAUGUGACUCUGGUUUUGGGAAUGCAACGGCGAAGCGUCUGGAUGCUCUUGGCUUUGAGGUGUUUGCAACAGUAUUGGAUCUGUCAGGAGACGGAGCCAGAGAGCUGCAGAGGACCUGCUCCCCCCACCUCACACUCCUCCAGGUGGACAUCACCCAGCCACAGCAAGUCCAACAGGCCCUGCUGGACACCAAGGCCAAGCUGGGCCUCAAAGGUCUGUGGGGCUUGGUAAACAAUGCCGGUGUGUGCGUGCACUUCGGAGAUGCCGAGCUGUCGCUGAUGUCAAACUUCCGUGGCUGCAUGGAGGUCAACUUCUUCGGCACUCUGAACAUCACCAAGAGCUUCCUGCCACUGGUGCGACAGGCCAAAGGACGCAUCGUCACCAUCUCCAGCCCUGCCGGUGACCAGCCGUUUCCUUGUCUGGCAGCAUACGGAGCGUCUAAAGCAGCUCUCAACCUCUUCAUGAACACUCUGCAACACGAGCUGGAGCCCUGGGGAGUCCAAGUUUCCAUUAUCCUGCCCUCCGCAUACAAGACAGGUCAGUCCAGUAACCACGCCUACUGGGAGCAGCAGCACAGGCAGCUGCUGCAAAGUCUGUGUCCGGGGCUGCUCGAAGAGUACGGCGAGGACUACGUGACCGAGACCAAGGAGCUGUUCCAGAGCCACGCCAGCAAGGCCAACCCCAACCUCAGCCCCGUCGUCGACACCAUCAUCCAGGCGCUGUUGUCGCCGCAGCCACAGGCGCGUUACUUCGCGGGGCCCGGCGUGGGCUUCAUGUACUUCAUCCACACCUACUGCCCCUUCAGCAUCAGCAACCGCUUCCUCCAGAAACUGUUUGUGAAGAAGAAGCUGAUGCCGCGCGCUCUGAGGAAGCAGUCGAGCUUCGACCUGAACCUCAGCCUCCAUAACAACAACAACAACAACAAGGAGAAACUCAAGGAGCUGUGAGAAAAUAGAAAAAAAAUCCUGAUGGUAUUAUCCAGCAGCGAUAGAGGACCACUUCUGUAACGCAUUCAUAGAGCUGUAACCUGUCCUUUUCUAUGUGGUGUUUUUAAACUGUUGAAGGGAUCAUAGUGAUGCACCAAAGUGGUUUCUGUUUGUUUCUGUAUUGUCUUGCCCUGUGACGCCCCCCUGUAGAUGGCAAGGACACACCUGGAGGUCAGUGGGCGGGGUCUGGUAUAGGUAGGGAUGCAGCCACGGGUCCCUCAGAGAACACUUGGCCUACGUCAACGAGAUCCGCUGCACUGUACACACACUGAGACAGUCGCACAGACUUCAUGUGCCUUCAUCACACAGAGAAACACCAACGGAGACAAACAAUGAUGUAUCAGCGCUUCAGCGGCUCCAUUGUAACUACUGACCUUAAACCUACAUAAAAAUAUACAUGCAGACAAACUCUGCAUCAGUGAGGCUGAAAGAAGACGACACUAUUUUACAAACUCUGUUUCAUUUCAUAGUCUCAGCCUCAUUAUGAGAUUGUUAUGGUCCCUUCUUCACUGCUGAGUGGUCGAGAUGCAUUGAUAUCAGUCAGUUUUACGGAACAAGCCAGAAUCCUUCCAAAUACACCGGUCCGACUUGGGCUGUCAACUCUGGCCCAAACUUGACCCAGUUGCUGCUGCUAACCGGGGCUGACUUUUAGCCAAAAUUCAUGAACAAAAUGAGCCGAAUUUGGUGGUUGAGUCAGGGCCAGAGCCGGCCCUCAGCCAAGCGUUCCAACAUUCAGCCGCAAUCAGCGUGACUCCGCCGCAAUGUGUUCCCUUUAAUCUCUUUAAGAUAAGUGAGGAAAACUGUGGCUUUGUUUCUGAUUGACGCUGUAUGUAAUGUCACCGCAUCCUCAGACCUCAACAAAGUCAAAUGACGAAAAGAAUAAAAUCAGGAUUUUAAGAUUUUUUCGUUUAAAGAAGUCAUUGUAACUGUAAGAAAUCACAACCAGUGACUUCUUCUCUUAAAAGAAGCCGUCUCAUUGGAUCAGAAGAUGAGAAAACCAGAUCUAAAAGUUUAGCAUUAGCUGUUAGCACUGAGCUGUGCACAAUAAACAACCGGGGAUGAUGUGAGGCAACAAAACACAAGCCGUUCAGGUCAAACCUCGACUUUGAAUCAAUCGAUCGAUUUAUCACUUAAAUCAGGAUUAAAUGAAGAUAUUCUGCCUAAUCAGAGCUACGUGAAGUAAAGACAGGGCUUUUUAUCAUUUUUGACAAUUUAUAGAUUAUUUGGAUCAAUCAAAAUGUCAUCAGCAGAUUAACAGAUUAAUUAAAAAAUUCUGUGUAUCCCCGGUCACACAGAAUGAAUCUUUGUUGUCUCGAUUUGGCCUUCGGUUGCCAGCAGGGGUCUUGUAAAAUGAGAACUAACUCCACCCGUGUGGUUUGUCAGAAACCUUGAAGAGUGCACUCGGUGAAACGAGCUGCUGCAGCGACGCCUCUGUCCAUCGGCCCACAUAUUUCUACAUCUCUGAAUAUAUGUCACAUUUAGAUAACAACAUAUUUACACGUUCGGAGUCGAACCAUUUUGUUUCCUGCAUCGCAGGAAGCGGAGACUGAAUCAUUUCAAAACAAAAGUCCAGAUUCAGUAUGGCAUGUCCUUGUUGUUUUCUUACAGAACAAAAAUAUACUGACAUUAUUAUUUGAUUUUCGGGGGGGGGUCUGCUUACUUCAUUAUCCCAGUGAAAACAUCAGUAAAGUCAAGUUUUCCGUCUCGUGGUACCUUUGAUUACUGUACAGUCGUUACAUUGGGAACAUAUUUUCUCUCAUUCCCUCUUAUUCCCUCUGUGAAUCUAGGUUUUAAAUAAAAGAUACAUAUAAAAAGCAGAGACAGCUUCAGAACAAAUGGCAGUCGUAAAAUCGAUAAAACUGUUCUGUUACAAUGUUGACUUACAAUCAUUAGUCAGGAUUAAGUCAGGAUGCUGCUUAAUGAACAGUUUGAAGACAUCAUAUGUAAAUAUUCUGUAUAAAAUGACCGGUAUCCUCCUCAAAAUUAAAUUCAGAAAAGCAAGUUGCUCUUAAAAUACCCAAUUUUUUAUUCUCAUUAUUUCAUCAGAUCUGAACUCUCACUUUUCAGAUGGAAAAACUAUAUAAAAGCUAAAUCCAUUUUAAAGUAACUUUUGAAAUUGGGUGUUUCUGUUUUUAACCAGAAGUGAUAUUUUUACAUUUCUCUGAUUAUUUUUCUGCAUCUUCCAGCAUCAGAAAUCAGAGACUGAAUGUGUCCAAUCAUUUCACAGCCAGUUUCUCAGUCUGAACAUUUCUGCUUCCGACCAAAACUUUCUUUUCAGGACAAAACUUUCCUCUUUCCCCCACUGAAAGUCAGAAAAUAAUUUCUAAUUGUUUGAAAAGUUAAAUCCAGUUUUUAGUCAGAAAACAAACACACAGACCAGUCUUCUAAACACUGAGUUUCUCCUCAUAUUCAAGAAAUUUCCUGUUUUUUUCCUCUGUUUUUUAUGUUUGAAUAUAAAAAAAACAAAGUAUGUAGCAGGUAUUUUUUCAGCCGUGACGAAUCCAACAAAAUUCAAACCUCAAUUUUACAACUAUAUCCAAAUAGACAUAUUUACAGGACAGGUGUAUUUAUUGUGGUGUAGACAUGAGUCCUAAACACACAACGAUAUUAGGAAGCGAAUAUUUUUGGAAUACAUUUGCUCACGUUUGCACAUGCUCCGUGAGUGUGAUGUGCUUCUGGGGUCUUUGGAAACAGUCAUCUCUCACCAGGUUCAGCUCCCAAAACAUCAUAUUUUGUUUUGUUAUAUUUGUUCAUGUGUUUUUCAGUCCACUUUUUGUCUUUGUUUUUGAAUCAUCCUAUUUAUGGCAUCUUUUCUUUUAGCAUCACUUAAACUGUGAAUUUUGCAUAAAAAAUGUAAAAACAAAAAAAAAACAAAAAACAAAAAAUUGAUGUAAAAUGUCACUUGGUUCAUUCUUUGAUAGAAAUAAAGUUGACUUUUGCAGA
This is a messenger RNA of Xiphias gladius (swordfish), 4468 nucleotides long. RefSeq names its product hydroxysteroid (11-beta) dehydrogenase 2 (gene hsd11b2). Gene Ontology annotation, molecular function: oxidoreductase activity. NCBI's taxonomy places the organism in Eukaryota, Metazoa, Chordata, Actinopteri, Istiophoriformes, Xiphiidae. The transcript has 5 exons. The coding region runs from base 257 to 1486 and encodes 409 amino acids. The record is from RefSeq and is a predicted model, not a curated record.